This is a messenger RNA of Ornithorhynchus anatinus (platypus), 1139 nucleotides long. Its product is annotated as START domain-containing protein 10-like. Bases 1 to 903 code for a protein of 300 amino acids. Gene Ontology annotation, molecular function: lipid binding. The transcript has 7 exons. NCBI's taxonomy places the organism in Eukaryota, Metazoa, Chordata, Mammalia, Monotremata, Ornithorhynchidae. The record is from RefSeq and is a predicted model, not a curated record.
AUGUCCCGGAGAGGGGACGGCGUCUACAUCCCCGAUGACUCCGAUUUCCGCUCGUUCCAGGAGCAGUGUGAGAGCCCCGACGGCUGGCAAAGCCAGUUCAGCCAGGGAGGGGUGACGGUGUGGAGCCAGAGCCCCCAGGACGAGACAUGCACCGUACAGAAGAUCAAGAUGAGGAUCUCGUGCCGGGACGUGGCGGCCGAGACCCUGUACGACAUGCUACACGAUAUCCACUAUCGCCCUAAGUGGGAUUCGCACAUGAUCGACACGUUCGACAUUGGACGGCUGACGGCCAACGCCGACGUGGGCUACUACUCCUGGCGCUGCCCCAGCCCGCUGAAGAACAGAGACUUCGUGACUCUCCGGUCCUGGCUGCCCUUAGGACAAGACUAUAUCAUCGUCAACUACAGCGUGAAACACCCGAAACACCCCCCGCGAAAGGACUUCGUGCGGGCGGUGUCCCUGCAGACCGGCUACCUGGUCAAGGCCAGCGGGGGUGGGGGCUGCGUCCUCUACUACCUCAGCCAGGUGGACCCCCGAGGGUCGUUGCCCAAGUGGGUGGUCAACAAAGUGUCCCAGCUAAUGGCCCCAAAGGCCCUGAAAAAGAUCUACAAGGCGGGCCUGAAGUAUCCCGAGUGGAAACGGAAGCACAGCCCAGGCUACAAGCCCUGGCUUUUCCCGGAGCAGAGCACCCUGCCCACCUUGAGCCUCGCCGAGCUGGCUCUGCAGCACGCAGACUCCCUGGAGGCCAUCGACGAGAGUGGCGUUGCCGAAGAGCGGGAGCAGACAAGUGGAGGAGCCGGGAUUAGAACCGAGGUCCUUCGGACUCCCAGGUCCGUGCUCUAUCCAUUAGGCAUUGGGCCCUGCUGGACAAGGGGUGGAGACCUGCUUUUGUCUCCUUCCUGAAGACCCUGGAUGGAGUUGGGAAGGCAAGGCGGGGGGAAGGGGGCAGGACCAUCAAUCUGGAGAGGAGACAAGAAGAACCUUUCCUGCCAGAGGAUUCGGGCACUUGAUCAAUCAAUCAAUAAUAUUUAUCGAGCUCUGUACUAAGCACUUGGGAGAGUCCAAUUAAAUAGAGUAGGUAGACACAAUUCCCUGCCUAGUAGAAUCCUUACCGUUGGGUUUAAAGCAAUCUAUCAAUC